AAAGCCCAGCCCGUCAGCUUUGGCUUCUUUCCUAUUCGUAUGAUAUCGCUCUCCAUCUCCACCUGAAGAGCAGUAGAGUAAUGGCGUCAACAACGGCAUCAAUUGUACCGACGAGGUCGGAGGUGCUGUGGCUUUUCCGGUCGCUUCUACGCACGGCCCGGCAGUUCACCGACUACAACGUAAGGGAGUACACCAAGUGCCGAACCGUCGACGGGUUUCGCCAGAACCGGACCCUGACGGACCGGGACGCGCUCGCCUCCGCCUUCUCUUACGGCAAGGCCCAGCUCGAGAUCGCAAAGAGACAGGCCAUCGUCUAUUCCCUCUACGCUCCCAAGGUCAAGAGCAUCAUGGACAUCAAACCCUGAAACCCAAGCCCCAAAAUUUAUGGUACUUUCUUGUUGUAGCUCGAGGAUGGUCUUCUCUUUGUUUAUUGUCAAUUUUAACUAAAUAUUUUUUUGUUAUUGAUAUAGUAAAGUGACAAUUUUGAUUUUGGAUU
Messenger RNA from Corylus avellana, 496 nucleotides. Its product is annotated as LYR family of Fe/S cluster biogenesis protein. The record is from RefSeq and is a predicted model, not a curated record. Gene Ontology annotation, biological process: iron-sulfur cluster assembly. NCBI's taxonomy places the organism in Eukaryota, Viridiplantae, Streptophyta, Magnoliopsida, Fagales, Betulaceae.